Molecule: messenger RNA, 2292 nt
Organism: Lathyrus oleraceus (garden pea)
Lineage: Eukaryota; Viridiplantae; Streptophyta; Magnoliopsida; Fabales; Fabaceae
Exons: 23
Coding region: 154-1842 (562 amino acids)
Biological process (GO): CTP biosynthetic process; pyrimidine nucleobase biosynthetic process
Molecular function (GO): identical protein binding; CTP synthase activity
Source: RefSeq, a predicted model, not a curated record
AAACUGCAUUGGAACUAGAUAGAAACAAAAAGGGUUCAGCGAUUUCGGCUUCGUCUCGUCAUGCUAUCCCAAAAUAUCAACGUUCCCGCUCGGAUAUAAACACAAACACUUGGCCUACACAACUCACGUCUUUCCCAUACCCCAAAUCACAGAAUGAAGUACGUUUUGAUCACCGGAGGAGUAGUAAGCGGCCUCGGCAAAGGCGUCACCGCCAGUAGCAUCGGCGUCGUGCUUAAGGCCUGCGGCCUUCGCGUCACUUCCAUCAAAAUCGAUCCGUAUUUGAACAUUGACGCUGGGACCAUGUCUCCCUUUGAGCAUGGAGAGGUUUUUGUUCUUGAUGAUGGCGGAGAGGUUGAUUUGGAUUUGGGAAAUUAUGAGCGUUUCCUUGAUGUCACGCUUACAAAGGAUAACAACAUCACUACUGGGAAAAUAUAUCAGUCUGUUCUUGAGAAGGAGCGUAAAGGGGAUUAUCUUGGGAAAACUGUUCAGGUGGUUCCACAUAUCACUGAUGCCAUCAGAAAUUGGAUUGAGUCGGUUGCUUUGAUCCCAGUUGAUGGAAAUGAAGACCCUGCUGAUGUCUGUGUGAUUGAGCUUGGAGGCACUGUGGGUGAUAUUGAAUCUAUGCCAUUUAUUGAGGCUCUGCGGCAAUUAUCCUUUCAAGUGGGGCCUGACAACUUCUGUCUCAUCCAUGUUAGCCUGAUACCAGUGUUGGGUGUAGUGGGGGAGCAAAAAACAAAGCCUACACAACAUAGUGUCAGGGAACUGAGAGCAUUGGGCCUGACCCCUCAUCUUUUAGCAAGUCGCUCUGCUGAGCCUCUGCUGGAUAGCACCAAGGAAAAACUCUCACAGUUCUGCCAUGUUCCGAUUAACAAUAUUCUGAAUAUCCAUGAUGUACCAAAUAUUUGGCAUAUUCCCCUGUUACUUAGAAAUCAAAAUGCCCACCAUUCAAUUUUGCAGCAGUUUAACUUACUUAGCCGUGCUACGCCUCCUGAUUUGCAGCAAUGGACUGAGAUGGCUGAGAGCUAUGAUAAUCUUACUGAAUCUGUUAGGAUCGCGAUGGUGGGAAAAUAUGUUGGUCUAACAGAUUCAUAUUUAUCCGUUGUAAAGGCCCUACUGCAUGCUUGUGUUGCACGCUCAGUGAGACCAUCAAUUGACUGGAUUGCAGCUUCUGACCUUGAAGAUGACAGUGCAGAAUCUACACCAGAAGCACAUGCUGCAGCAUGGAAGACUCUGAGGAGUGCAGCUUGUGUCUUGGUUCCCGGAGGAUUUGGAGAUCGUGGUGUGAGGGGCAUGAUGCUAGCUGCCAAAUAUGCCAGAGAGAACAACGUUCCUUACCUGGGGAUUUGCUUGGGAAUGCAAAUUUCUGUAAUUGAGUUUGCUAGAUCAGUUUUGGGUUGGGAAAGAGCAAACAGUGUAGAGUUUGAUGCCCAAACACCGAAUCCUGUUGUAAUUUUCAUGCCAGAGGGUUCACGGACGCAUAUGGGAAGUACCAUGAGACUUGGAUCUCGAAGAACACUCUUACAUACACGGGAUUGUAUCACUUCCAAACUGUACGGAAGUUCUGAGUAUGUGGAUGAACGGCAUCGUCAUAGAUAUGAGGUAAAUCCGGAUGUCAUUGAAACUUUAGAAGAAGCUGGGCUAAAAUUUGUUGGCAAGGAUGAAAGUGGAAAACGAAUGGAGAUCUUAGAGCAUCCAAGUCACCCAUUCUUUGUUGGCGUGCAGUUUCACCCUGAAUUCAAAUCUCGGCCUGGGAGACCAUCUGCUUUGUUUUUAGGUCUCAUAUUGGCGGCAACAGGGAAGUUGGAAGAACACAUCACAAGUAUUCAUGAGAAUGGAAGCUGAUGUACGAUUCUUUACUAUAGGACUCAUUCCUACAUUACUUUUCUAAGUUAAAUUGGUUCUCUUAAGGGAAAAUAAUUGGGACGGCAAGAGAAAGGGAAGUAGGAACAGGAGGAAUGGGAAACCCUGAAGUGGAGUAUGUGUGCAGCUGCCUCAUGCUUCCCUAGAAAAUGAAAGUAUUGAUGAUUGUUUGAUGUGCAUAGAGGUCUGGAGCAGAGCUAAAUUCCUUGUGUACACUAUAAGGAAGUUACUCUUUUAUUUUAAAGCUGACUGUUGCCCCGACACUUACGGAUUUAUAUAUUACUACAGUUUAAGAAUGUUUCAUUGUUCAGUUUACCAUGCCCUAAAUGUACGUGCGCCUUUUCUAUUUAUGUUUGCUAAUUAGGUUUAAAAUUUUCUCAACAAAUGAAAUUGUUUGAAGAUAAUAUUAUAAUUAUGUUUUAUGGUUGUAAA